Messenger RNA from Eruca vesicaria subsp. sativa (arugula), 3295 nucleotides. NCBI's taxonomy places the organism in Eukaryota, Viridiplantae, Streptophyta, Magnoliopsida, Brassicales, Brassicaceae. The record is from the annotation of a GenBank genome assembly.
CUCUCGAACAUUCAUUCAUACAGAACAUCGAGCGCCAAAUUGAAAAAACAUUGAAACAUGGUGGUGGACCAAGAUCAGCAAUGGCUACUCAACUGCUUGACGGCAAGUCUCGACCCUAACCAAAACGUUCGUUCCUUCGCUGAAACCUCACUCAAUCAAGCCUCUCUUCAACCUGGAUUUGGUAGCGCAUUGUGCAGAGUUGCUGCUAACAAAGACCUCUCUUUGGGAUUGCGUCAAUUAGCUGCCGUACUGUUAAAGCAGUUCAUUAAGAAGCAUUGGAGAGAGAACGAGGACGGUUUUGAGUAUCCUGUUGUCUCAAAUGAGGAAAAGGCUCUUAUUCGAGGAUUACUCUUGGGCUCACUUGAUGACUCUCAUAGAAAAAUCUGUACGGCUAUUAGUAUGGAUAUAUCGUCAAUUGCUACAUAUGAUUGGCCAGAAGAGUGGCCUGAGCUUUUACCUUUUCUUUUGAAGUUGAUUAGCGAUCAGAACAACAUCAAUGGAGUUCAUGGAGCUUUGAGGUGUUUGGCUCUUCUCUCUGGUGACUUGGAUGACAAAGAUGUGCCUGCGCUGGUACCUGUGUUGUUUCCUUGCUUGCACGCAGUCGUAUCCUCUCCUCAGAGCUAUGACAAGUAUAUGCGAGGGAAAGCCCUUUCAAUUUUUUAUUCUUGUAUAUCUGUUCUUGGAGCAAUGAGUGGUGUGUACAAGGUUUGGAUGAAUCAGUUUUCACUUAUAUUGGAACAACCUGUGCAACCUGACGAACCUGAUGAUUGGAGUUUAAGAAUGGAGGUAUUGAAGUGCUUGAAUCAGUUCGUACAGAAUUUUCCAUUUCUCAUGGAAAGUGAACUGAUAGCUAUUAUGAGGCCAUUGUGGCACACAUUUGAGUCAUCUCUACAAGUCUAUCUUCGAUCGUCAGUUGAAGGUGCCGAAGACUCAUAUGAUGGAAGAUAUGAUUCAGAUGGUGAAGAAAAGAGUCUUGACACAUUUGUCAUCCAGCUAUUUGAGUUUCUAUCAACCAUUGUUAGCAGUAGAAGACUGGCAAAGGUUCUUGCCAGUAAUUUCAGAGAAUUGGUAUAUCAAACCGUUGCUUUCCUGCAGGUUACAGAACAACAGGUUCAUACGUGGUCCACGGAUGUAAACCAGUUUGUAGCCGAUGAAGAUGAGGGUAGCUACAGUUGUCGUAUAUCAGGUAUACUUUUGUUGGAGGAAGUUGUCAAUACUUUUGGUAGGGAAGGGAUCAACGCCGUUGUAGAUGCUGCUGGAAAGCGGUUCCAUGAGUCCCAAAAUGAAAAGAUAGCUGGUUCUCCGUCCUGGUGGAGAAUAAGAGAAGCUGCUCUCUUUGCUUUGGCUUCUCUUGCCGAUCAACUUGUUGAUGCUGAGGACUUGGGAACUGACCAUGCUAAUUUAACUAAAUUUAUUGAGCAAUUGAUAAUGGAAGAUACUGGAACUGGUUAUCAUGAAUGUCCUUUCCUUUAUGCCCGCAUAUUUACAGCAGUCGCUAAGUUCUCCUCUUUGCUCAACCCUAGAAUUCUUGAGCACUUCCUCAAUGCUGCUGUUAGAGCUAUCACUAUGGACGUGCCUCCACCUGUAAAAGUAGGCGCAUGUCGAGCACUUUUGCAGCUCCUACCUGAUAUGAACCGUUCAGUUAUUCUUCCUCAGAUCAUGAACUUAUUCUCAUCUCUCACUGAUCUUCUCCAUCAGGCUUCAGAUGAAACUUUGAUUUUGGUACUUGAAACUCUUCAACAAGCAAUUAAGGCUGGCCAUGAAGCAUCAGCCUCAAUUGAGUCUAUUAUCUCUCCAGUGAUUCUUAAUGUGUGGGUGGCACAUGUCUCUGAUCCCUUCAUAAGUAUCGAUAUAAUUGACGUCCUGGAGGCCAUAAAGAAUUCACCUGGCUGUCUGCACCCUCUGACAUCAAGGAUUUUACCAUUCAUCGGACCAGCUUUAAAUAAGCCCCAUCAGCAAUCUGAAGGACUAGUCAGUGGAUCCUUGGAUCUUUUAACCAUGCUUCUCAAGGGUGCCCCAAGUGAUAUAGUGAAAACCGCGUAUGAAUUCUGCUUUGAUCCUGUCAUUCGUAUCAUACUCCACAGUGAGGACAAUAGUGAAUUACAGAAUGCAACAGAAUGUCUGGCAGCUUUUAUAUCUAGUGGAAAGCAAGAAUUGCUCUCUUGGAGUGGUGAUCCCAGCUUUACCAUGAGAAGUUUGCUUGAUGCAGCUUCUAGGCUUCUCAACCCUGAUCUGGAAUGUUCUGGAUCUUUAUUUGCUGGGAAGUACAUUCUGCAGCUUAUCUUGCAUCUUCCGUCAGAGAUGGCACCCCAUGUCCAGGAUCUGGUCGCCGCUCUUGUAAGACGGAUGCAGUCUGCUGAAAUAUCGGGUUUCAGAAGCUCAUUGCUACUGAUUUUUGCCAGAUUGGUUCAUAUGAGUUUUCCGAACGUUGGUCAAUUUAUUAAUCUGCUUGUUAGCGUACCAGCUGAUGGCCAUGAAAAUUCAUUUGCCUAUGUUAUGACAGAAUGGACUAAACAACAAGGGGAGAUACAAGGGGCAUAUCAAAUCAAAGUCACAUGUUCAGCUCUGGCCUUGCUACUGUCAACUAGACAUUCCGAAUUCGCGAAGGUCAAUGUCCCAGGCUAUCAGAUCCAGUCAAAUGGUGGCAUAACCACGCGCUCAAAAGCUAAAUCUGCUCCGGAACAGUGGACCAUUAUCCCUUUACCCAUGAAGAUACUGGCAUUACUAGCUGAUACGUUGAUUGAAAUUCAAGAGCAAGUUUUGGGUGGUGAAGAUGAGGAUAGUGAAUGGGAAGAAGUCGAUGAAGUAAACGUUGAAGGUGAGAAAGACCUGCUACGUUCAACUGGUGCCUCUCAAUCAAGCAAACCCUCAUAUGAUCAACUUGAAGCAAUGGCUCGAACUUUUGAGAACCAAGAUGAUGGGGAUGGUGAUGAUGACUUCCAUGUUACCGACCCCCUGAAUGAGAUUAAUCUAGCAAGUUACCUGGCUGAUUUUAUGUUGAAGUUUUCGAGUGGAGACCGGCCUUUGUUUGAUAAUCUUUGCCAGGGCUUAACAAAUGCGCAAAGAAACGUGAUACAGACGGUACUGAACCGCUAGGUUUGGCGUUUACAACCCACAAAUCGUGUUUUGAGUGUUGAUUUUUUUUGCCAGUUGAUUGAUACUUUGGGAUUAAAGAAGUGGUAGCAACAUCCCUUUUGUAAGAGUGGCAUUUUUUUCAUAAUAUUCGACUUAUAAUAUAUCCCUCCGGUUUGAUGUUUUGAGAAGAAGAAAAAAUCUUCAGCUUCUGAUAUUUUUC